GCGCGCCCUACGUCCCCGUGCGCACGCGUACCUGGCUGGACCCUUACUCUCGCGGGGAUUACAAGACCUGCGCGCGCACCCACGCACGUAGCGAGGCGUAGGUCCACUUUCCAGUGGACCUGGGAAAGGCCUUUUUCUGGUCCGUCCGCGCCGCGCAGGCGCACGUUCGCGCAGCGCCUCGACGCCCACGUGAGCGUCCGGUCUCCUAGUAACCAGCCACCACCCCUUUUUCAUCAUUUAGUUCUUACUACCUGCGGCCGGCAGCCUCACGCGGAAGGGACGCGCAUGCGCAGGCUUCUGUGUCCUUCCGCCACCUUCCCAAAGCUCUGGAACACCUGCUGUUUUGCUGCUACGACUUUGGGCCACUUUUGCCAGAGAUCAGGCACCGUUCUGGACCCACGUUCAGUAAACUCCUGGUUCCCCAGAGCUGCUCUUGGACGCUGGGAGGUCGGCGCGCCCUGCCGCCGCAGCCGGGGCUGGGGACGCAUCCCAGAUGAAAUAGAUAACUAGAUUUUUAAAGCUGUGCUCUGAUUAUCUUGACUUAGUAUUCGCCUGUGCAUUUCAAAAGUAAUUUCACAUUUGAAGAGACUAACAGUUCCUGUUUUUGCCAGCAAUCAAGUUGAAGAAACGUUUCCACUACUGUAUUUCUUCAGCUGUUCCAAUGGGAUUUUCUCUUAGUAAAUCUGCUACUCAGGUAUCUGCUAUGUGUAUGGAUUCAAAAGUGGAUGAUCACUUAAUGCAAGGGACUGAGAAAAACAAGUUGGAACCAGUGACUCAGUUAUUUCAAAACACCAAGAAAAUAAGAUUAGAAGACACAAACCAAGAAGACUUUACAAGAAGUAAAGAGAAUGGCACAGGAUCUCUUUCAGAGAAAGCCUUGGGUUCAGUGGUUUAUGUUAAAGAAAGUGAUGGAAUAGAAAUGACAGAUGUGGAAUGAAGUUAUCUGUACAUAUUACCACAGAAACCAAAAAUUGCUUUUGACUAAGAGGGCAUGUUGAAUGAGAACUUAACCUCAUUAGGAAAACCUAACAAAAUGAAGGAAGAUGACUGCUUUUUUCCCACUGUUUGUGAAUCACCUUAGACUGCAUUUUUAGAUGACACCUACUCAAAAUAGCUGCUUUAGGGACAAAAAACUCUCCAAAAUUCAAAGCAGAUUUCUCUGGUAUUAUGUUCUAUCCUUGUCAAAAUCAGAGUAUUUGAGUAACAGUAUUUGAAUGGCACCAAAAUAUAUUAAUUAUAAAGUAUUUACAAUCUGACAUCAGUAUGUCACACUAUUUCUG
Molecule: messenger RNA, 1280 nt
Organism: Miniopterus natalensis
Lineage: Eukaryota; Metazoa; Chordata; Mammalia; Chiroptera; Miniopteridae
Source: RefSeq, a predicted model, not a curated record